UCCUGGGUCAAACAAGUCAGGAGAACCCGUAUAAAACUCAGUGCAAUGAUACUCGUAUCUUAAUUACUGGUUAAGGUUGACCUUUGGACGUCCAGCAGUGAUUAAACUAGCAGCAUGGCAGGCCUCCAGGUUCUGGUCUUUGCGGCUUUAUUGGGCUGUGCCUUGGCAGUGCCACCUAUCGUUCCACCGUAUGGAUCAGCCCAGGCCCCUUCAGUGUAUUCGUACCGGUGGUCCGUGAACCCGCCAGCAUCGGCUUACAAUAAUCUGACUCAAGCUGAGGCAGAAGCAAUCUGUAAGGAGUGCAAGCCUCUUGGUAGUGGUCUUGGAGGCUUCUUUGCUGUCGAAGAUGAUCCAGUCCACUACAUUCGCUGUGUUCCGCAGGGUGACGGCUGGCAGGUGUUUGUAUUACACUGCUGUAAUAACACCAAUCAUGGCGGCAGCAGCACGGUGUGGGACCAGGAGCUUUUGACGUGUGUUCAUAACAAUAUUAUUCCCAAUUCGUACGCUUGUGAGGGGUUUAAAGAUGUCGACCCACCUGUUCCGCCGCAGUAUGUUCCAUUCUGGCCGCUGCAGUGGACCCCCAAACUGGACAGUCUGGUAGAGGACAGAGACUACGGUAAACCAGGGGGCGUUGCCGCCCGCGUGUACACGGGAGUUUAUGACCACGGCCACGUGACGAAGGGCAGCCUCUUUGUGCAAGCCACUCAGGAGACCGUCCCAACAAUCGUAUUUGAUGGCCAAAAAGUUGAUGACACCUACGCCCACAUUGAAGUCCCUUUCUUCGAGAACGCGGACUGGAGUCAGUACAGCCCCGGGUUCAGUUUCACUUUCGGUUUCUGCAUUGAUGCCAAUACUCCACUUGACGCCGCAUUGAUAACCAACGCCGACUGUAACUUUACAGCGUCUGUUGAGAUCUCACUCCAGCCGAACCCGAAUCCGAUACCAGGCCAGAGUGCAUAUCUUCUGCAGGCACUGAUACGUAGCAAAGGAAACAGUCCGGAUACUAUAUCCACCGUUUUGCCCUUCUUCCAGCCCCCUCUCUGUUACUUCGCCGGCUUCUCCUACACCCAGGCCGGGAACAAGAUGUUGUUGUGGAUGAAUGGCAACGAGGUCAUAGGGGCGGCCCAAGGGCCACCUAGACGUAUCAACCAGAACCCAUUGUUUAUCGGGUACAGUUGCUAUGGUUACCCAGACCAACAGCCGCCGCGUGCUCUUCAUGGAUCCAUGUCGUCUAUAAAGAUUUGGGGAGACCAAGCACUGGAUGCCGCGCAAAUUGAGCAAGAAUGCGUCGACGCGAAUUUCUGUAUAUUAUCGCCAUAAACUGACAUCAUGGGUGAGAUAUUAAAAAGAACGAGCUCGUCUUAUCUCUGAGAUUGGUCGAUUUUAUAUCUACCUCUUAAAGGAUAUCUGCCGUACAUUUACCUCUAGGUUUAUCUUGACUCUAUGUCAGGAAUAAAGGAAAGUUUGAAUUUC
This is a messenger RNA of Lingula anatina, 1473 nucleotides long. RefSeq lists its product as uncharacterized. The record is from RefSeq and is a predicted model, not a curated record. NCBI's taxonomy places the organism in Eukaryota, Metazoa, Brachiopoda, Lingulata, Lingulida, Lingulidae.